Paraphaeosphaeria sporulosa is the source of this 3298-nucleotide messenger RNA. RefSeq lists its product as uncharacterized. The record is from RefSeq and is a predicted model, not a curated record. Gene Ontology annotation, cellular component: nuclear pore outer ring. The transcript has 3 exons. The coding region runs from base 1 to 3069 and encodes 1022 amino acids. Gene Ontology annotation, biological process: protein import into nucleus; positive regulation of DNA-templated transcription; mRNA export from nucleus. NCBI's taxonomy places the organism in Eukaryota, Fungi, Ascomycota, Dothideomycetes, Pleosporales, Didymosphaeriaceae. Gene Ontology annotation, molecular function: structural constituent of nuclear pore.
AUGUUUCGCGUCCCCGAUUCUUCGUCGCCGCCCUCGACGCCCGGCCGCCAUGGCUAUAGUGUAAACGUACCGUCAACAACCCCCGCGGGGCCGCCGCCAGGUCGAUCAUUCAUCUCCUCUACCCCGGCCGAUCCACCUCCAGCGAAAGACCUCUUUGGCACGAGGCCAAAUUUCGUACCUGGUCGCUCCGAGUCCGGGCAGUCGCUGUUCGGAAGCUCUCCGCCCAAGCAUGCCGUCCUCGAGGGCCUUGGAUCAGGCCGCUUCAAGACAUCGGCUGAAGGAAGGCCAGCAUCGCAGCGUGGGCGCGCAGCGAGCUCUGGCUUCGGCCUCUUUCCGAACAGCCAGCAGCCGGACCAAGAUGCAAUGGACGAUGACGACGCAGAAGGCGAAGAGGACGAAGACAUGGAUGGUGCAAACGAGCAUCGCAUGUUAAUGAGGAAUAGCUUCUCUCAGUCAUUUGCAUCACAGUCCAGCAUGGACGAGUACAACGAUGGCCAACGACUUGUCCAGAGCGGCGCGAAGCAACAAAUGUACGACCUGACUAGCCUUGCUAAAGGUCUCACAUCCAAGGCCGAUGCCGGAACCUUGACCGAGUCAGAUGAUAUCGUAUUAGAGACGGAGCGGCUGUUGGCGCGAUUACAAGAUCAUGCAUCGGAAGACCAUGGGUCCAAGAGUGAUAUACUAGAAGAUACUGCACAAAAGUUGCUGGCGCUGUGGCAAACCUCAUCGGCGAAGAAGCUGUCCCAAGCAGCAACAUUGGCAAAACUACUUUUCGCCAUACACCAUCCACCUCAUCUCAUUGAAGAGACGCGCACAUCUUCAGCGCUCCGAGCGCUCACCCAGCAUGGUUCGGGAGUCUCUAUACCCAUACCCAAAUUGCUCCUUGACUGGCUCAAUACUGAACGGCCCGUCGAUGACGACACCGAGAUCAACGAGGUUUUGGCCCAAUCAGGCGGAUACUCCGGGCACGUAUACUUCUGGGACAUGGUGCUGGUCACAGCUCUGCGCGGUCAAUUUACAACUACUCUGGAACUGCUUAAUGGAGCCAAUUUUGCGGUCGCACAUACGUCACAAGAAGACGAAGGUACAUCUGGGUACAAAGGCUCCAAACUGGAUUAUGCUACGCAUGCUACACAAGAAGCUGUCAAUCUAGUUCGCCGAUGUCCAGCGUUGAACAAUGACUGGAACGUGAAGGGCCACGACUGGAACAUCUUCAGGCAGCUGGCACGUCAGGCAAAACGCAACCUCGAGGAUCUUGCCGAAGGGGAAAGCCAGAACCGAUUUUCAUUGUCGCAAUCCUUUGGAGGCUCCCACUUUGGCCUCUCUCAGUCCCGCGCAAACUUUAGCCUUAGUACCCAUGGUCGAAAGGUGGAGUGCAAAGUGCCCUGGUCGGUAUACGACCGACUCCUCAAAUUCUACAACGUCUUGAUCGGAGAUGAGGAGUCAAUCCUGCUUUGGUCGCAAACAUGGAUUGAGGCGGCGUUCUUACUUACGGUCUGGUGGAACGGCGAGGAGGACGAACUUGCCCAAGGACGCCUUGCGGCUAGCCGUCGUUCUCUUGGCCCAACACUUCGCUCGCAGACUACGGAUGCUAGAGCAUACUCAGGACGUCUCGCAUCUGCCCUGCAGGCCGUCUUCGAUGGCGGUGACGAUGCGUUUACGCUCGCGACUAACAAUCCGUUCGAGGUUGGUAUUGCAAGCAUAGUCGAUGACAAUGUUGAUGCAGCGUUGCAUAUACUGCGCAGCCUCUCACUCGUAGCUGCGUCCGCGGUUGCCGAAGUAGCUAGUGCGGGUGGGUGGUUGAAGCGCUCAGACGGUAUCUUUGAUCACUUAGAUCAGAGUGAUUUGAUGAUCCUGAGCUACAACCAACCGAUUCAGACUGGCUUAUCGAAGGAUAACCUGCUGGUCACAUAUGUCAACCAACUUUCACCCAAAGCCCAGCUGAAGAGUCACGAUGGAAGUACAUCGCGACCUGGAUGGGAAGUGGGGAUUGAAAUCCUAGGCAGGCUGGAUGACACAUUGCUGGGAAACCAACAAAUACAGAAAAUCCUCGAUGAGCUUCCUCUCACUUCGGUGGAGCAGGUUGACAAGGUCACUCAACUCUGCCACAGCAUGGGCUUGUCUGACCAGGCACUUGGUAUCGCUCGGAAAUUCGCCGAAUACCUACAAGCCAAUACCAAGAAUUACGGUGAUGCAAUCUUAUACUACGCCCGUGCACAUGCAGGAUCCAAGAUUCAAGAAGUACUGCGAGCGCUUGUCGCGCAUUGCCUAGUCAAAUCUAUCGCCUACCCACCUUUAGUCGAGCUGGACAACUCCCUCAAGAAGCUUAUCACGUCACCGAAAAAAAGCCUCACCGAACUUGCUAGCCUAGAUUCUGAAGCUGCUGAGCUCCUGUCGAACUACCUGAGUGGCUAUGCCACCAUACGCAAGUUCUACGACCUACGAGACGAGGAAGUGCUGCUCAAGGAGGGUGAGAAACCAACUCAUCGGCCUAUGGCGCGAAAGCGGACAGCAGCCAAUGCACUUGCUGUUAUAAUUUCGAGCGCAGCGUCAAGUAUCCGAGGAGGGCUCUAUGACCAGGAAGUCGAGACUGUGGUACAAGUUGAUGUGCUACUACCUCUACUCGGGGAGGCUCUUGUCUUCGUCAACCAGCCGAGACGCACGCUCACGCUCCGCCACCUAUACGAACUCCUCGCCGCCGUUGAAGACUUCUCAACCGCUCCUAGCAUGAUUCGCGCACAAUGCGAAGAAGCACUCUCUACUACGCUCCUUGCUGCCCAUGAACACAAUUCCCGCUCUUCAUUGCAAAAAUCAACAUCCAACCUGACGACGGCCUCUUCACAGUACUCCUUAAUUGGUAGUAUGGAUCUUGGAUCAGUGGAAGGCGUGAGCACCGAGAGCUCGACUGUGCUGGUUCAAGGUGGAGGUGUCGAUGAUGUAAAGAGGGGAUGGGAUUGGCGAAAAGGCUUCCCUCGGGGAGCGAAGGGCGAGGAUGUGAUCAGGGUACUGCGGCUAGGCAUCGCGAAGGAGCUGGGUCGGGCUUUUGCUGAGGGCGAACUGCAGCCAUGACCGAUACGCCAAGCAGAGUAAGGGAAACAGAACCGGCAUUGUAAUGAUACCAUUGUAGCGAACCACGGACAUGUGUUUGGUCAGGAAAUGCAGCUUUGGCGAAUUGACUUAGCUUGGAUUGACUUUACUUGCAAUGAGGAGUCUCUUGCUGGACUCGUCGUUGGAGUCAAAACGUGAAUCAUUAUUUACCACCUUGCACAACAGAAAAUUUACAACAGGCUCAAUGGGC